Oppiella nova is the source of this 1605-nucleotide messenger RNA. Lineage: Eukaryota; Metazoa; Arthropoda; Arachnida; Sarcoptiformes; Oppiidae. The record is from the annotation of a GenBank genome assembly.
UUCCGGAAACCCGUUCCCACCGACAGUUGGUCUCAACCAUUGGUGGCCGACAAGUGGCCCAACCCAUGCCAUCAGCCGCCACUACUGGUGCCGUUCAUGCAAAACAAAAACCUCAGCGAAGACUGCCUUUACCUAAACAUAUGGGCGCCGACUGCUACUACCAUGAGGUCAGGGGUCACCGGACGUAAAGCUAGCAAACGGAGGUCAACAACGAGUGGACGUAAGACUAGUCGUGUCAGUAAACGUCAGUCAGCGGGACUUAAGCCGGUUAUGUUUUACGCCCACGGGGGCGGGUUCACUGUGGGCUCAUCCAAUGAACUACACUAUAGAGGCGAAGCGUUGGCCACGUAUGGGGACGUAAUUGUGGUUAACUUUAACUAUCGAUUAAAUACAUUUGGAUUUCUAUAUACGGGAACGGAUGACGGGCCCGGAAAUGUGGGUCUCUGGGACCACGCGCUGGCACUGGAGUGGGUGCACAAAAAUAUCAAAAACUUUGGCGGUGACCCUGAUAGGAUUACUAUAUUCGGCGAGAGUGCCGGCGGUAGUACAGUGAGUGCGCUCAUCCUAUCGCCCAUAACUCGCAAUCUAUUCAAAAACGCUAUAAUGAUGUCGGGGUCGGCGUUGGGCGCGCAGACCGGUAGUGCCGAUCAGAUGAUACAGUAUUGGCUUCAAGUGUCCAAAUCAGUAGAUUGUGUCGACACCACAUCGCCCGACAAAUUCACGCCUGAAGUCAUCGAUUGUCUGAAAAGCAAAGAUCCGCAAACAUUGGCUACAUAUGGAUCGUCACCGGUAUUUAAAACGGGUGAUGGUCUCAAACAGGUGGGCUUUUAUGUAGCGGAUGGGGAAUUCCUACCGAAAAGGCCGUACGAAAUGCUUACAUCCGGCGAUUUCCGCAAAGACUUAAACCUAAUGAUAGGCAACUGCGAGGACGAGGGCGCCAAUUUACUGCAGGUGUUUGCUAUACCUCUGGGUGAGGAUCCCAAGAAGUAUGACUACCGUAACCCCACGUCCAUUACGUACGCCGAGGCCUACAAUACCACUAAAAAUCUAUUCUCGAUAUUGGAUAUAAAGCCGCGAUUUAAUGGCGAAGAUGUGGCCAAACUGUACUUCACUGGUCUGUCCGCUAAGUCGGAUCAGGAUGUGGUCAGACGUAGCAUUGGUUACGCUUUCGGCGAUUAUGUCAUCACAUGUCCGACCAUUUCGUUUGCGAAGAGUCUGUACAAAAAGGAUCCAAAGAGUAAUGUCUAUCAGUACUACUUUAAUAGUAAAAUAGGCGAUUGGAACCCAUUUUGUGGGCCAUGGAUGGGGGUGUGUCACGGCAGUGAUGUUGACCAUGUGUUUGGCAUACCAUUCCUCGACACCAAGCGAUUUCUCGAUAGGGAACGGGAGAUAUCGCAGCAAAUGAUGAAUAUUUUCGCAACUUUUGCCAGAACUGGUAAACCCCCGGCGCAGGGAGGCUUUGAUUGGCCCCAGUAUUACACAAUUAAUGGCAAUACUGUUGCCCCGUAUUAUGAAGUGACAAAUUACCCGAAUAACAUCACAAAUUUUAAUCUCGAUCUUAAGUAUACUGAUUGCGAGGACCUAUUUAAACCUUAUGUCGAAAAU